AUGUUCACAACAGAAAAGAUUAUUCACAGCAGAAAAGAUAUUAACAACAUAGAUGUUCACUACAGAGAAGAAACGAACAAUAUAGAUGUUCACAACAAAGAAGAUAGUAACAACAUAGACGUUCACAACAGAGAAGAUAGGAACAACAUAGACGUUCACAAGAGAGAAGAUAGGAACAACAUGGACGUUCACAACAGAGAUGAUACGAACAACAUAGAUGUUCACAAGAGAGAAGAUAGGAACAACAUAGACGUUCACAAAAGAGAAGAUAGGAACAACAUAGACGUUCACAAGAGAGAUGAUAGGAACAACAUAGACGUUCACAACAGAGAAGAUAGGAACAACAUAGACGUUCACAAGAGAGAAGAUAGGAACAACAUGGGCGUUCACAACAGAGAAGAUAGGAACAACAUAGACGCCCACAACAGAGAAGAUAGGAACAACAUAGACGUUCACAAGAGAGAAGAUAGGAACAACAUAGACGUUCACAAUAGAGAAGAUAGGAACAACAUAGACGUUCACAACAGAGAUGAUAGGAACAACAUAGACGUUCACAACAGAGAUGAUACGAACAACAUGGACGUUCACAACAGAGAUGAUACGAACAACAUAGACGUUCACAACAGAGAAGAUAGGAACAACAUGGACGUUCACAACAGAGAUGAUACGAACAACAUAGACGUUCACAAUCCAGAUGAUACAGUACAAACUGAAAGCUCUUGA
Molecule: messenger RNA, 723 nt
Organism: Limulus polyphemus (Atlantic horseshoe crab)
Lineage: Eukaryota; Metazoa; Arthropoda; Merostomata; Xiphosura; Limulidae
Product: ABC transporter G family member 7-like
Exons: 1
Coding region: 1-723 (240 amino acids)
Source: RefSeq, a predicted model, not a curated record